Cherax quadricarinatus is the source of this 991-nucleotide messenger RNA. Its product is annotated as PE-PGRS family protein PE_PGRS47-like. The record is from RefSeq and is a predicted model, not a curated record. NCBI's taxonomy places the organism in Eukaryota, Metazoa, Arthropoda, Malacostraca, Decapoda, Parastacidae.
AUGGCGGCCCUGAUGCUCCAAGUUUGUUUUGGUGCAUUUAUUGGAGGCUUUGGAGGCCUCGGUGGCCUUGGAGGAUAUGGUGGCUUUAGUGGUUUUGGUGGUUAUGGUGGAUAUGGAGGUUUCCGUGGAUUUGGUGGUCUGGGCCGGUUCGGGGGAUUUGGCCCGUUUGGUGGUUUGGGUGCGUUCGGUGGACUUGACCCUAUCGGGUAUGGUUACAGUGGGAGGGUGGAGUCACUUUUCCUAUAUAAAGUCCUGGACACCUACCCUCACCGUCACAUUGUCCAGCUCCACAAGCUUCCAGCUCCUACAGUCAUGCAGUCCCUGACAUUGACGGUGGUGAUAGCCGUGAUGGUUGGAGUCUGUUAUGGUGGAUUAAUUGGUGGUCUUGGUGGCUAUGGUGGGCAUGGUGGCUAUGGUGGACAUGGUCUUGGAGGCUAUGGUGGACAUGGUCUUGGAGGCUAUGGUGGACAUGGUGGCUAUGGUGGUCUUGGCGGUCUUGGCGGUCUUGGUGGUAUUGGCGGCCUUGGUGGAUAUGGCGGCUAUGGUGGAUCACAAGGUUUCGGUGGCUUGGGCGGCUAUGGUGGAGGAUUUAAUGGAGGAUAUGGUAGCCAAGGUGGACACACGUUUAUUCUGAGCAAAAGUCACGGGAGUCAUGGAGCAUUUGGUCAGGGAGGAGAACUAGGAUUUGGCAAAGGUGGUGGAUUCAACGAAUUUGGUAAAGGUGGUGGAUUCGGCGGAUUCGGCAAAGGUGGUCUUGGCCUGGGCUACGGGAAGUAAUACGUCUGGCCUCAUCUUGUACUGAUCACGUCUGGCCUCACCUUGUCCUGACCACGUCUAGCCUCACCUUGUCCUGACCACGUCUGGCCUCACCUUGUCCUGACCACGUCUGGCCUCGUCUUGUCCUGACCACGUCUGGCCUUACCUUGUCCUGACCACGUCCUGCUGUCUUCCUCAGUCCUCUUCAUUAUUAAUGGAAUAAACUACCUGAACA